GCGCUAAAGGGUGGUCGUGUGUGUGUAUGUGUGUACACACGUGCGCGCGCGCGCACGCGUGUUUGUGUGUUGUUCUCGGUAGUGAGUUUCUUAAGCCGCAGAAACACCUCCUGCCCCUCACUGUGCUUCUCUCCCUUGUGGUAAAAGGGGUCGAGCGAUACCCCGGUGGGUGAUAACUUAAAGGUAUUCAGUGGUGCGCGGGCAGCCGGUGACGGGGCGAGCCUGGUGGCUGCUUGUAGGGGGAGGCCGCGCCUAUGUCUUCCCCACUCCGGCGUAGUAGGUGCGGUGACAAAAUGCUGCCUUCAAACGGACACAGUUCUUUUUGUGGACGGAAAUCAUUCCGGCGUGGGGACCAAUUACAGCUCUGACUUAGGAGUGGCUGAUCCGGUUGGUGAUUCCAGUUCAUACCCGGUGACGGGCAUCAUGGCUUUUGGUUUUUCUUUUUUGUCCUCCUAGCCACAGAAUUUAUUGUUCUCCCACGCGUACUCGGAUGGUUGGUUAAUAGCAAUCCCUUGGAACCCACUGGACCUUUCUGCCGCUGGCAUCCCUGGGAGUGCAUUGGAAUGUACAGGAACUGGUAUGGGAGAACCACGGAGGACUAAGGAGAUGCCGACCGCAUUCACAGCUUGUUUUAAGAAAUGGUUCUUGAUGGCUGGCCAAGAAAUGUUCUGUGGUGGUGUGAUUUCGCCUAGCCAGCAUUUACGCGGAGAAAAAGGAAGAAUGCUAGUUGCUCAGGAUGACAUGCCUUCUCUGCACUUCACAUACUCUGUACAAAGUAUAUUUUUGCUCUGUCAGGAUGUCCCUGAGUUCUAUCAUGCACCAAUCCCUGGGAAGGAAUAGCCUAGACACUACAGUACUCCAGUAACAUCAUUAUCAUGAACAGUUAAGGAUAGGAGUUAGAAGUGCCUGUUUUAGUAGGAAUCUAUAUUCUUGUUUUGUGUUAGCUUCUUUCUCAACAAGGACUGCACAGGAGUAAAGUACUUACGGGUUUUUUUUUAAUUGGGAAUAACUAUUUUGCGGAUAUACAAAACACUUUGCAGCUUCUCCAUUUCCCCUAGUUGUUUUUUGAUCUAAAUUCUAUUUACUCAUCUAAAUCUUUAUAUGCCUUGUCCACACCUGAUAACUAAGAGUUGCUACAGUAAAUUGUUAAUAUUUGUUUCAUUUUUUGUUAUUGUUGGGGGAUGGGGCUCUAGAAGUAAAAGCUUGCCUUGCGGUGAAGACUUGUCUACUUGCUUUGGAGGUCUCUGCUGGGACUGAAAAAGAAUUUAUAGUUGUCUUUAAAAAAAACCCCGCAAAAACAUGGUGGAUUUUAUCCAUGGUGUUGGUGUAAGAUCUUGAGUUACCUAGGAGUAUUUAGAACAGUUUUAGCUGGUUUUCUAGCAUUGUUAGAGUGCUUUUACACUGAUGCCCUGCUUGCAAGGACAUCUGGUUGGCCACUGUGAGAACAGGAUUCUGGACUAGAUGGGCCACUGGCCUGAUUCAGUAGGCUAUAAUGUUCUUGUUCUUGCUUCCCAACAAUAACAACAUAUAAGAAGAAUGUUUGAUAUUAGCCUUUUGAGUAAUGAGAUGUUAUUAAUCCCUAUUGACUAGAAUACUGCCAUUGAUUUCAGUAUGAUAUUGAUAGUGCUUUUAGAGACCUAUUCAGACUUCUCAAAAAGCCCUUGUUAGAAACUUCCAGAUUGGUGGUCUAUGAUCUUUGCAGAGGGGGUGAAAUAAAGUAGGCCUUUUCUAUGUACUUUACUGAAAUCAAGUUUAAAGUAAAUAAGAUUUCAUAGUUUGCUUUCUUGGUCAUGUGGAUCAGUUAUAGAUGAAUAGGGUUCUUGCACCGUUCCUAUAUAUAUGCUAGAUAAUUCAGACAUUUAUUUUUGAGUAGGUUUCAUUGAACUCAGUUGAACCUCCGGUUUUGGGCUACCCAGUUUCUGUUGCUUCAUAUUUAUGUAUUUGAUGGAAUUUGUGAAAAGAUUGGCUUGGAAAGCGCCGUGAAAAUGUUUUAUGAAUGUAAGUCAGUAUAUUUGAGUGCCUUAACUUUCGUGAUGUUCUAGUGCUCUAAAGAGAUAUCACAGAAUAUAUUGUAUUCUGGAUUUGUGGUUGAAUGACAAGCAUUCGUGGUGAAAUUGGAAUGGGCAUAAGCAGUAUAUUUUCCCGAAUUUACUUAAUUUUUGGGUUUUUCUUCCAAUAUGGUCAUCUUUACAACAACGAAUUAAACUACAGGCGAACAUCUUGCCACCCUCUUCUGAAAAGAAUUUAAGAACAACUGCCGACUCCUAUUUUUGUGUGGGACUUCAGUUUUCUAUAACUACAGUUAAAUUGAUUUCACAGACUUUAUCAGGUCUUCUAGAGUGGGGGAAAAAAAAGGUGAUUAUUGCUGUGGGCUGAGCUCAGAAUGGCGGUAGUCAUCCGUUUACAGGGGCUUCCUGUUGUUGCGGGUUCUGCAGAUAUUCGCCGCUUCUUCUCAGGAUUGAAUAUUCCUGAUGGAGGUGUACAUAUCAUUGGAGGAGAAAAGGGGGAAGCUUUCAUUAUAUUUGCAACAGAUGAAGAUGCACGACAAGCAAUGAGCUAUUCUGGAGGAUUUAUCAAGGAUUCACGUAUAGAGUUCUUUCUUAGCAGCAAGACAGAAAUGCAGACUAUAAUAGAAAUUAGUAGGAGAAGACGAGCAGGUUCCAUUAACUCAGGCGCAUCUGGAAUUGGCAAUCUUUCAAAUUUAGUUGCAGCCAUUAAUAAAGGAAUGUAUCAAUCUGGCUGUAGUUCCAUGGAUCCGUUGGGGAAUGAGUUCCGUUCAAAUGGAUCUCGAAACAGUGAUACAGAUAUGUUGGAACCAAACUAUAAUCAGCCUAAGAAAGAGCCAUUUCCAAGUGUGUACCUAUUUAUACGUGGUAUGCCUUAUUCUGCAACAGAAGAUGAUGUACGCAAUUUCUUCUCUGGAUUGCAAGUGGAGGGAGUAGCCAUGAGAAAAGUUAAUGGUAAAAAUAAUGGAGACGCCGUGGUAAAAUUUGCAACAUUAAGCGAUGCCACAGAAGGGCUUCAACGUGAUCGAGAGUAUAUGGGUUCAAGAUUUAUUAUUGUACGAACCUCUGGUAAAGGAACAUGGAUUAAGUUUGGUGGAAAGAUUGGCAGUCCUGUCAAUACCAAACAUUUCAGUUAUCAUUUGAAUGAGGAAGCAUUUUCUUCAAGCAGGGAGCAUUCACGAAGAGAGCCAGACUAUUUGUCCUCAAGAAAACGCACCUGUUCAAGGUCUCCAGAGAGGGUUAUGGCACACACUCGUUCAAGGUCUCCUGCAGGGAGGAUUACAUCACGUACCCAUUCAAGGUCUCCUGUGGGGAAGGGCUUGUCACGUGCCCAUUCAAGGUCUCCAGGGAGGGUUAAGGCACACCAGCGGUCAAGGUCACCACGGAGGGUAAGGACACGCACCCGGUCAAGGUCACCACGGAGGGUAAGGACACACACCCGGUCAAGGUCACCACCACGGAGGGUUGUGGCACGCACCCGGUCAAGGUCACCACCACGGAGGGUUGUGGCACGCACCCGGUCAAGGUCUCCACAACAGAGGUUUACGACACAGUCUCGUCCUCAACACAGAGAAUAUUAUAUACUCAUUAAAAAUCUCCAACCUACUGUUGAGAAGAAAGAUUUGAUAAAGUUCUUUGGGCAUCCAGGUGUGACUGCCAGUCCUAUUAUAUUUUUAAAGCCAGAAGGCGAUGCAAAGACGAAAGAUGCAAUUCUGCUGUGUGACUCAUUGAAGGUGUAUGAGUUUGUAUUGACCUUUCACAAGGAUAAACUGCUUGGCCAGCCGAUUUUAAUCUUUCCCAUUUCAAAAGAAAAGCUGUUGUUCUUAACUGGAUCUUCUGAAGCAAAAGUACCACCAGAGAGACAGCACCAUGCAAAUGAAAGAAGUGAUAGAGAUGAAUAUUCUGGCUUAAAGACCUGCGUAUAUGUGAGAAACUUUCCAUUUGAUGUGACAAAUGUUGAAGUACAGAAGUUCUUUGCAGGAUUUAAUAUUGAUAACAGUGACAUUUAUUUGCUUUAUGAUGACAAAGGAAUUGGACUUGGGGAAGCAUUGGUCAACUUCAGAACUGAAGAACAAGCCCGCAAAGCUGAAAGCUUAAAUCGCCGGCGGUUUUUGGGAACAGAGGUACUCCUAAGAUGCAUUUCUGAGGAACAAAUGCAAGAGUUUGGUAUUAAUAUUUCAUCAACAUCAAAUGAAAAGAUACAGGAUAAUCUCCAUACAUAUGAAAGAAGUGAACAUUUUUACCCCAGUGGUUCACAAGGAUCCUCUUUGCAUGGGAACUUAAAGCACCUGUCUAAUUAUAGACACCCGUCUGAUGAUUUUAUCGGCUCAUCUGAUCUUUUUAGAGGGCCUCCUGGUGACGGCAUUCCUGGAAGUUUUCAAGAAGGGAACUUUAGGCCUGACUAUAAUUCUAGUGGUGCCUCAGGUCGUGUCACAUUGAUUAAAUUAAAGAAUUUACCGUUUCAGGCUUCUCCUAAUGAAAUUCUGGAUUUCUUCCACGGUUAUAAAAUCAUACCAGAAUCUCUUUCUAUUCUGCGCAAUGAAUAUGGAAUGUCUUCUGGUGAAGCUAUUCUUGCCAUGAUGAAUUAUAAUGAGGCAGUGGCUGCUAUUAAUGAAUUAAAUGACAGGCCAAUUGGCAACCGCAAAGUUAGUUUAACUUUUGGGUAGAUGUGAAAAUGCCUAGGAGGCAAAGUGAAGAUGUUUGCAGUAUGAAUAGAAUAAAACUAGAUUUGUGUUUUUGUUAUUUGGAAAGUGAUGACAAAACAUCCAUCUAUUUGUAAAUAGUUAAUUGCUUUAAAUGAAAGCUGUUUGAUGCAGUGCAGUUGCAUCUGUUAGAAAGCAUAGGUUGUUAGUUACUCUUGAAUAUAAAUAAUAAGUUGAAUGCAAGUUUUGGAUUCUUGUCUGUAACAUUCAAUGGCAUAUUGAAUGUUUUUUUAUUAAUUUCAGCUUAGCAUUUCUUUUAAAAUAAAUGCACCUAAAUGAAA
Messenger RNA from Podarcis muralis (Common wall lizard), 4989 nucleotides. It is a transcript of the gene RBM12B, whose product is annotated as RNA binding motif protein 12B. The record is from RefSeq and is a predicted model, not a curated record. NCBI's taxonomy places the organism in Eukaryota, Metazoa, Chordata, Lepidosauria, Squamata, Lacertidae. Gene Ontology annotation, molecular function: RNA binding.